AUCUAUGACUACAUAAAUUGGAACAAACUAUUAUUGAACAACAGCUGUACAUUACAGUUUUUAAUAUAGUCAAUAAUCAAAAUACAGUGAUUUAGCAGCCCACUUUGCCACCACGCACAUAUGCAAUCCAAAUAACCAUACCUACCGAAAAAUCUCUAUCAAGCUUUCCUAUAAAAAGGUCAUUUUAGUACAGAGUUUCUCAAACAUUUCACUACCUUUUCUCUCUCUCUCUCUCUCUCCAGAGAGGGUACAGUGGAUUAUAGCAAAAAUGGGGAAGUAUGCUGUAGCAACCACCUUCCUCCUCUUGCUGAACUUGGGUACCUUACUCACUGCCUUUGCUAACUCAUACUGUCCACCACCGGAAUACCCUCCAAAAAUUCCACCCAAACACCCACCAAAGGUGAAGCCACCAUUCCACCCUAAACCACCAAAACACCCUCCUCAUGUCAAACCACCAUAUGUACCAAAACCACCAGUGGUGCACCCUCCCAACCCUCCUCACGUCAAACCACCAUACACACCAAAACCACCACACGUCAAACCACCUUACAAACCUCCACACAUCAAACCCCCACCCUACGUCCCCAAGCCACCCAUCGUAAAACCUCCACCCUACACCCCUAAACCACCUGCAGUAAAACCACCACCCUACGUCCCCAAGCCACCGGUCGUGCUACCCCCUCCUUACGUACCUAAGCCUCCGGUCGUGCAGCCACCUCCUGUCGUUCAACCACCUCCGUACACUCCAAAUCCACCAGUGGUGACACCGCCGCCGGUUGUAAAACCACCUCCUUCAACACCAUCGCCAGUAGUACCUAAGCCGAGUCCACCUGUAGAAACUCCCUGUCCUCCUCCGCCCCCAGCACAGCAGACUUGUCCCAUCGACACUCUAAAGCUCGGGGCUUGCGUGGACGUGUUGGGUGGAUUGAUUCACAUAGGUAUCGGCGAAAGUGCCAAGGAGAAGUGUUGUCCUGUGCUUCAGGGUCUAGUAGACCUGGACGCGGCCAUUUGCCUCUGCACCACCAUUAAGGCUAAGCUUCUUAACAUCAACAUUAUCAUCCCUAUUGCUCUUCAGGUCCUCGUUGACUGUGGGAAGACUCCUCCGUCAGGUUUCCAGUGUCCGGCUUAGAAUCGUUGUCGUCAUCAUCAUCGUCAUAGUUGAUUAAUUUAAUCGACUUGAGAGUGAAAGUUGUUUGGUUAAUUACUUUUCAGGACAGUGUAAGGAAGAAAAAAAAAAGUUAAUUAAGAAAAUUCAGAAUAAAUGUAUAAAUAAUGUUCCCGUUAUUAAUAUUGUUUUUGGUGUUUGUUUUGUACCUUACCUUGGAAAUCGUGUGUAGCUACCAAAGAGGUAAUGAAAUCAAGAGAUUUACUUCUUACUAA
This is a messenger RNA of Cannabis sativa, 1380 nucleotides long. Its product is annotated as 36.4 kDa proline-rich protein. The record is from RefSeq and is a predicted model, not a curated record. NCBI's taxonomy places the organism in Eukaryota, Viridiplantae, Streptophyta, Magnoliopsida, Rosales, Cannabaceae. The transcript has a single exon. Bases 269 to 1129 code for a protein of 286 amino acids.